Acanthosepion pharaonis is the source of this 735-nucleotide messenger RNA. The record is from the annotation of a GenBank genome assembly. NCBI's taxonomy places the organism in Eukaryota, Metazoa, Mollusca, Cephalopoda, Sepiida, Sepiidae.
AUGCUAAACAUCACAAAGCAUACAACUCAAUUUCUAUCUCGUUACAUCACUUUUAAGUGUUUAAUCGAUUGCGUCAGUCGAUUUGUUGACACUGUAUUCGCACAUAAGUCAUUCUUUUUUCUUUUCAAUCAUCACUUCGACGCGUCUCAAACUUCUCUUUCUUCACGUUCCCUUUCCCUUUCCUUCUCAUUCUCUUCCCUUCACGUUCGCUUUCAUUCUCUUUCUAUGCCGCUUUUUUUUCAUUUCUUUCGUUUCUCCUCUUUGUUACGCUUGUCCGUUUUCCGUUUUCUUUCUCUCCUUUUUCAGCUUUACUGCAAGUUUAUUACGUACAUUAAACAAGUACCUAUUUUUAGCCGUUACUCCUUUUAUCACUUUUUGUUUUCUCGUUUCUGUCGGUUUUUUUUUGCUCAUCUUUCUAUAUUUUCUUUUACACUUUUACACCUUUUCUUUUACAAUUUGUUUUCUGAAUGGAUACUUUGUAUUAAAUAUAUAAACCCUAUCUAUCUAUCUAUCUAUCUAUCUAUCUAUCUAUCUAUCUAUAAUGAAAGAACAAUAUGCCUGUGUAAAUUAUCUAUCUAUCUAUCUAUCUAUCUAUCUAUCUAUCUAUCUAUCUAUCUAUCUAUCUAUCUAUCGUGCUUACGCUUCGUGUUUCCGUCCUGGCUCAUAUUUUCUCUGUACAGAAUUACGCACAGGCGUAAUCCGAGUAUAUUUGAACAAGCAUCGUUAUUGAUAUGA